Gavia stellata (red-throated loon) is the source of this 337-nucleotide messenger RNA. RefSeq names its product molybdopterin synthase sulfur carrier subunit-like. Gene Ontology annotation, cellular component: cytosol. The coding region runs from base 20 to 280 and encodes 86 amino acids. The transcript is spliced from 4 exons. The record is from RefSeq and is a predicted model, not a curated record. Lineage: Eukaryota; Metazoa; Chordata; Aves; Gaviiformes; Gaviidae. Gene Ontology annotation, biological process: Mo-molybdopterin cofactor biosynthetic process.
GCGCGGGCACGGCGGUUCCAUGCGCUGCCAGGUCUCGGUGCUGUAUUUCGCCAGGAGCGCGGAGCUGGCCGGGCUGCGCUGCGAGAGCCUCUCGGUGCCUCGGCAGAUCACCUCUCUGCAGCUCUGGGAGGAGAUCGUCAAGCUUCACCCAAGGCUCGCUACCAUCCGAGAUCAAGUGGUUUUUGCUGUUCGGCAGGAGUACGUGCUUCUUGGAGAUCAGGUCCUGGUCCUGCAGCCCGGAGACGAGGUUGCCAUCAUCCCACCAAUUAGUGGAGGCUGAAUCUGCCCAGGUUUUGUUAGGUCCAGAGAUGUGAUUUCAAUUCUGUCCCUCCACCCC